AUGAGGACACAAUUAACUUCCACAUCAGUGGUUUCCAUCGUGUUUCGCUGUAGUGUGCUUGCUGCAGUGCUGUGCACAUCAUUGGUCGCCCAGGCGUAUAGUGUACGCUACACUUAUGUUACUUCCCCUACACCAGUAAGCGCCCGGUUCAGCGGCUACUGCCCAGAGCGAAGCGGAGGCCACACCAUGAUGCCCAUGACGGGGAGUUUCCAAACAUUGGCACAAGGUAUCAUUGUACAGGGUAAAUUUGCAGAUGCUCCCAUUGGCGGGAUUAAUCCGGCCACUUCAUGCACGACUGAGAGGUGUCCGUGGAUCUUCCACACCGGGCUUAUGAACGGAACCCCAGUUGAGAAAUCCGUGUUUUUGUACGGUACUGUCUAUAAAGGGGUUGACCACACCGAAGCCGUUCCUGGCAUGUAUCAUAACUUCCAAAAAGGGGUCCAACCUGUUGCUUUUUUUCGACGCCAAGACAAUGUUAUCCCGAAAAUGUUGAAAGAUGGAUUUUGGAUGAAUGAGUUGCGAGAUCACCUAUACACAACGUGGGUAUGUGAGUACUAUGAGUUUACUGCUUUUAAACAGGAAACAGCACCUGCAACGGGUGGGACCACUGAUCCUGCUGUGGAAGAAUCCAGCAGUUUUCCAUGGUGGGCUGCACUUAUCAUUACUAUUGUUCUUGUUAUCAUUGUAAUUAUCAUUCUUAUUAUGUGUUGCUGCUAUUGCAAGAGGCGCCAAGUGAAGAGAAAAGAGAAGAAGAUUUUGGAGGAUGCGAGAAAGGAAGAAAAUGCCGCUAAGCUUCCUGCACAAUCACAGCUGGGCAUGGGUCGCUCUACUAGUAUCGGGUUCCGUGGAAAUGACGGUGGUGACUUUCAGGGCAGUGGGGCUACUGGUGUUGGACAGAAUGGCAGUGUUUAUAAUAACAACAAUUAUGUUGAGAAUGAUGCUAUUGACGGUGGGAAUCCCCUUGGGGGUCAGUUCCCUGCCCAAGAUUAUCAAUACAACAACAACAACCAGGGUGGAUAUCCUCCUGGUGGCUAUGUUCCUCAGGGUGGAUAUCCUGCAAACUAUGGGUACCCUCCUCAAGCUGGCUACUAG
This is a messenger RNA of Trypanosoma theileri, 1092 nucleotides long. RefSeq lists its product as uncharacterized. Bases 1 to 1092 code for a protein of 363 amino acids. Lineage: Eukaryota; Euglenozoa; Kinetoplastea; Trypanosomatida; Trypanosomatidae. The record is from RefSeq and is a predicted model, not a curated record. The transcript has a single exon.